Molecule: messenger RNA, 2919 nt
Organism: Closterium sp. NIES-65
Lineage: Eukaryota; Viridiplantae; Streptophyta; Zygnematophyceae; Desmidiales; Closteriaceae
Source: the annotation of a GenBank genome assembly
AUGCCGGUGCCAUCCUCCGCGAGUGAGGGCUCUGCGGCUGCUGGCGACUGGGGAUUUUCGGGACCCGUGAAAGGGUUUCCUUCGGCUCAGACAGCUCCGCUGUCGACUCUCGACGUCGCAGCACCAGCGGAACAGAGUCCCGCCCAGGGGGAGCAGUGGGAAGCGCUGUACGCGUCAGUGCAGGUCGCGGUGCUCAUGUAUAACGCGCAGUUCGUCUCCGCGCUGGCGGAUGGUUUCCCGCCCGCUGCUGACGUCAUAGCGUCCCUGGACGAGGCCCUGCAGGACCUGGCGAUAGACGUCUACGUGGCAAUGGAUAAGAUGGAAGAGCUGCAGGAGGAGGAGGAAGAGGAGGAGGGGCAGCAGCAGCAGAAAAGUGACCACUGUGUAGCAGGGGAAGUGUCAGGUGAAGGGGUUUCUACGGAUGCUCCAGGGAUUUCAACAGAAGUUUCAGGAGAACUAAAAGGUUGGUCUUUCCUUGCCGCUGCUGGCAAUCUCAGGGACCAGACAGUAUCCGCAGCGCUUCCGCCGUUGGAUGAGGACGAUCUGACGGUUCUGGAGCAGCUGUUGGAGGAGGCGGGGGACGAGAUUCAGGGCCUGUUCCUAAACUGCAAGGGGUCACUGUACGGUCUUGGUGUCACACAUGCUCGUUCCCUCGCCCAUUUUUCUAUCUUGGGGAAGGCACUGAAAGCAGCAAUAGAGGGAGCAACGGAAGCGAGUUUCACUGUGUUAAGGGAUGGACGGGAGGAAGUGAGGUAUUUGGAGAGGAGAGAGGCGGGGGAGAAGGAGGGUGGGGAGAGGAAAGAGGAGGGAGAAGGAAGAGGAGUAGGAGCGAGUGGGAGGGGAUCUGGAUUUGAGUUUGAUACUUCAAAGGUCUCAAGCGGAUGCAGUCAAUCAAACGAGGGAGAGAAGGAGAGGCGGAUAUCGGGGGGAGAGGAGGAGGAAGAAGAGGAAUACGACGAGGAUGAUGACGACAACUCUGACACUAACGAGAGUGACAAUAUCGAGGAUGACUGUAUUAUAUGGGAUGACGGGCUUCAGGAUAUCAGGGCACUGUUCGCCCCUAAGCAGUCCGUUACGACCCCCUCUGGAAAAUCUCCCUCUGCUUCUUCCACCUCCUCUACCCCCUCAGCAGCAGCACUUACACCCCAAGGGAGACCUGAAGCCACUAGCCCUGUCUUCUCUAACCAGAACCAGCAGAAGCAGCAACACCUGCGAACGCAGUCGGAGGUGAUUCUUGACUCGACUCAGAAGUCACCUAGAGCCGCUAACUCGAUUUUCUCAGACCGGCAACAGCAGAACCACCAGCGGGCCUUCUCAGUCGCUGUAACGCCUAACUUAUCCUCUGACUCGAGUAAGCUGACAGCUGACAGCAAGACAUGUGCACCAGGGGCACCCACAGAAGCAGCAGCAUCCAUAGCAGGAACUCCGAAAGGGCCGCGGCUGGGAGCAAGGAUUCUAUUGGAGCGAAUCCGGGACUAUCAAUGGCUGGCGGAAUGGCUAGGGAUUGACCCUGAUGAGCUGCUAAUCCACAAAGUCCUCUCCGUUGUGCCUGUAGGCAUGCUCCUUACUGACCUGGGCGUGCCACGCUCGUUAGAGUCCGGUUUGUUAGAGUCACAGCGCCCGCUGCUGCUGCGGGUGGUGCUGCCUGAGUUCCGGGAGGAGGUGAAGAGGCGGUUGGUGGGUGCAGGGCUGGCGUGGACGGAAGGGAUGUUGAUCAAAACUGUGGUGUUUGAACCGAGGAGGAAUGCUGCUGUGUUCACGACAGGAGGUGGUAGUGCUGCUGCUAGCGGCGGUGCUUCCGGUGCUGUUGCUGAUGCUGCCGGUGCUGGUGGUGGUGGUGGGGAAGCGGGUGCAGCGACUGGUGCUGCUGCAGCUGCAGCAGCAGGAGGAGGGAAAGGAUUGACCAAGAAACCCAGCCACAGCCGAACCAAAAGCGCCGAAGACAUGCAAGAACUAUCCCCGUUUGUGUCACAUGCGGUACAAGAAUCGCUCACAGCAGGCGGCGGGCUUGCAAAACAGAUUCCCCUGGAGGACAUUCUGGCAGCGACAGACUCGUGGAGCCCUGAGAGGAAGCUAGGGGAGGGCGCGUAUGGCACGGUGUUCAAGGGGAUUGUUGGGCGUGGUGGGGAAGGUGGAGAUGGCGAGAUAUGGGCAGUGAAACGGGCGGGCAAUGUGUCGGGGUCUCAUCUGGAGGAAUUUGAGAAGGAGGUGUCAUUCAUGAGUCGCAUGGCCCACCAGCAUCUCGUGCGACUCAUAGGCUUCUGGGCGGAUUGUGACGAGCGAAUUCUCAUCUACGAGUUUAUGCACAAUGGCACGCUCGCCUCCCGUAUCCACCGUGCCGUGGUGCCUGCAUCCCCUACUGGAGAAGCACCGAAGAAGGCGCCCCCUCCCCCUCUCACUUUCGACGAGCGUGUCGCCAUCUCGGUAGGGGCAGCCGAGGGCCUGCGCUACCUGCACGAUUUUGCCCGCCCGCCCGUGAUCCAUCGCGAUAUCAAAUCGGAGAAUAUCCUGCUGGCAGCGGAUCUGCAUGCCAAGGUGGCGGAUUUCGGGCUGCUGAAAACGAAUGACCAGGGUGGGCCCGGGCGGCAUGUGGCGAGAACGAGGCUGGUGGGCACGCCUGGGUAUUGUGAUCCAGAGUAUUCCCGGACUUACAUCGCCACGCCCAAGAGUGACGUGUACAGCUUUGGGGUUGUUCUUCUGGAGCUGGUGACGGGCCGCAGAGCCAUCCUAGCAGAGCCGAGCCAGAAGACAGGGAUGAACCUGGGCAACGUAGCAUCGCUGCUGCAGCGCUCCAAGCACAAUGCCAAAGCGAGCGCCAUGGAGCCAGGGGCCACAACUACGCUCGUGCAAUGGGUGAGGGUGUUUCUGCAAGUCUGUGAUGAUUUUAGAGGCACUUUUUGGCAGGUGUUUCUGCCAUAG